Messenger RNA from Tauraco erythrolophus (red-crested turaco), 768 nucleotides. The record is from RefSeq and is a predicted model, not a curated record. Lineage: Eukaryota; Metazoa; Chordata; Aves; Musophagiformes; Musophagidae.
AUGGCAAGUUUGAACUGGAGUUAUCAAGGCGACAAUGAGCCUGACCACUGGCACAAGUUAUACCCUAUUGCCAACAGAGACCAUCAAUCUGCUAUUGAUAUUAAAACCAAGGAAGUCAAAAAAGAUGCAUCUCUGGGGCUUCUCGGAAUCACUUGGAAACCUUCCACAUGCAAAGAGAUUGUCAAAGUUGGAUGUUCAUUCCACAUGAAUUUUGAGCAUAAGGACAAUCAAUCAGUGCUGAUAGGUGGACCUAUUACUGGAACAUACAGAUUGUGGCAGUUUAAUUUCCAUUGGGGCCAAACGGAUAAGCAAGGCUCAGAGCACACAGUGGAUGGAAGGAAAUAUGCCUCAGAGCUUCAUCUCACUCAGUGGAACCUGGACAAGUAUUCAACUGUAGCUGAGGCUUUCAACAAGCCGGAUAGCUUGGCCAUUGUCACUGUUUUCCCGAAGCUUGGUUUAUGCAAUAAAAACCUAAAGGAUGUCUUGAAGGCCUUGGAUUCAGUAAAGACCAAGUAUCUUCCACAAGGUAAGCAAGCUCCCUUUUCUGAUUUUGAUCCUUCAAACCUACUGCCUAAAUCCUUGGAUUACUGGACCUACAAUGGCUCUCUGACUCAUUCUCCCCUCCAUGAGAGUGUCAUCUGGAUGAUCCUUAAAGAGCCAAUUAUUAUCAGCUCAGAGCAGCUGCCUCAAUUCAGCACAAUCCUGUCUUCUACUGAAGGGGAAGCACCUUGUCCCAUACUGAGCAAUCACCAGCAACCCGACACCUGA